AAUCUAUAUAUUGAGGAUGUAAUAUGCAAAAAUACAUAUAGGCAGUAUAAAAAACAGCGUUGCUGUAUUUUUCUGUCAGUGUGCUCGUGUUUUGUGUAACAGUGUCAUUUGUGUAUCUCCGUUUCGAAAAAAAAAAGAAAAAUAAACAUGACUUCAAUGAAAUUGUUCGUUCUCUUCCUCGUGGCCGGCGCGGCCGUGGCUGACCCGGUCUCCUCGCUCCACGGAGUCGACCCCGACACACUCUCCUGUGACCCAGCUGGAGAAAUAUUCCUGCUCCUCCCCCACUUCACCAACUGCCACAAAUACUACAUGUGCGCUCAUGGAGAAGAAGUGGAAUUCACGUGUCCAGGCAACAACGUAUUGUAUUUCGACUUUGAACUUCAGACUUGUAAUUGGCCUCGGGACACUAAAUGCUGGUUAAGAACAUCACCAGAAGACAUCGACGAGGGGUCAGGGUCAGGGGAUGACCCUGGCUUCCUUAAUGAAGAUAUCGUAAACCCUGUUGAUGUCCUAAGCAACAUUAUCAGACCAACUGAUGUGGAAAUUCACCCUAGCAACGCCAUCUUGAAUUGUAGGAACUUGGAUUCUGCCUCCAAGCAAGUCGCUUACAGUGGCGACUGCCAAAGGUUCUGGCGUUGUCAGAACGGCGUCCCCCAAGCAGCGUACUGCUCGGACGGAUUGUACUUCAACAGUAGAACCCAACAGUGUGACUACGAGGCCAACGUCCAGUGUCACGUCCGGCAAGAAGACGAGCUGAACGGGGAGUUCAUCGUUUACAAAUAGAUGGCGCUAGUUUGGCGGGUGAAGGCUGAAUACUAUAUACACUCCUUUGCUUCUUUAUUUUUUUUUUCUGCAGUUCUUACAUUCAUGUACUUACACAUAGAUAAAAAAUA
Amyelois transitella is the source of this 893-nucleotide messenger RNA. RefSeq lists its product as uncharacterized. Gene Ontology annotation, cellular component: extracellular region. The record is from RefSeq and is a predicted model, not a curated record. Lineage: Eukaryota; Metazoa; Arthropoda; Insecta; Lepidoptera; Pyralidae. The transcript has 6 exons. Gene Ontology annotation, molecular function: chitin binding. Bases 148 to 783 code for a protein of 211 amino acids.